CCCGGCUUAGCUAGCGUCGCAGGCCCCUAGAGCCGCCCAAUGAUUUCGCAUUCUUCCUUUCGCAGUUGCAGAGCGACGGCUUCUUGGACUUGGAGGACGACGACAAGAACAUGUGGGACGACGAGCCCGACGACGAGAGUGCGGCGCGCGCCGGCGGCGCCUCGCCGUGGGAGGGCUCGGCGCAGGGAGGCGCGGGGGCCCGCGGCGCGGCGGAGGCCUACCGGCUGGAGAGCGAAAACUUCUUAGCGAUGAAGUUCGAUAGCAAAAACAUGUGGGACGACGAGUCCGACGGCGAGGGUGCGGCGCAGCCCGGCGGCGCCUCGCCGUGGGACGGCGGCACGUCGGAGUGCGUGUCGGAGGGCUGGGCGCAGUUCGACAGCUUCGCACAGGGAGACCCCUUCUGGCCCUCCUCCGAGCUGGAGUCCGAGCGGCGCGACGAGCGGCAGGACGAGUCUGACAUGCACGACGACAAGGACACGCUCACCAUCCUGCUGGCGCAGAAGAUGCUCACUGCCUUCCGCAACAUGGCGCCCGACGAAGCGCUGCUGCAGGAGCAGGCCGGCCCGACGGACGCGCACCAACAGCAUUUGCCGCACGAGGCGCAGAACGCGCACGAAGCGCACCAACAGCAUCUGCCGCACGAGGCGCAGAACGCGCACGAAGCGCAAAUCGCGCAGGAGGCGCAAACCGCACACGAGGCGCAGAAAACUCAAGAAUUGCAAACCGCGCCCGAGGCGCAAAAUACGCACGAAGAGCAAAUCGCGCAUGAGGCGCAUAACGUCCAACAGGCGCUGACCGCGCAGGAAGCGCAGAUCUCGCAGGAAGUGCGAACCGCGCAUGAGGUGCAGAACGCCCGAGAAGCGAAAACCGCGCAAGAAGCGCAAACGGCGCACGAGGUGCAGAACGCCCGGGAAGAGCUAACCGCACAGGAAGCGCAAACUGGACACGUGGCACAGAACGCCCAUGAAGUGCAAACCGCGCAGGAAGUGCAAACCGCGCAGGAAGUGCAAACCACGCACGAAGAGCAGAACGCGCACGAAGAGCAGAACGCGCACGAAGAGCAGAACGCGCACGAAGAGCACCCGCCACACGAGGGCCCCGCGGCGCCCGGCGCCGACUCGUGAUGCGUCCCCCCUCCCGCCCGCAGCCGCCGCCCGCCCGCGUCGCGUCGGCCGCGCGCUCCUUCGACUUUAGGCAAAAACAUUCGUAUGCGAUACGGUCACUCGGUCGGUCUCGCAGAGCGAUGUUUUUUUAUUCUGUAACGAAGUGAGCGUGGUGUCGCAUACUUUCAUACUUCGUCGCGUGACGAGUCGUAGGCGAUCGGUGCGAGCGGCGACCCGAGCCGUCUGAGCCGCACCGAAUCGACGAACGCUACGAGCUUUGACGUAAUGUUAAAUUUUGUAUCAAUAAUAUCGUAUCAUUGCAAAAAUGUAACUUUAUUUAAUGUGUAUUUGUUUAAUGAUUACUUUAAAAUGUAUCAAUGUCCACGAAUCGUAGACGAUGCGAGUUAACUUGAAUAAUGUGUUCACCUCGCUUGAUCGUAGAAAUAUAGGUCACCCAAUGUUGAAUUCAUUUAAUGUCCGAAACACGAGCGUUAUGUAGGGGGUCCCCUAAAAAAAAUCUUUAAAUCAAAACGUAAUAGUAGCGACCCCUGUGUGACCCCGAUGUCGUCUGUAGGCUGUCAGUUGUACCUCCGGGCGACACGUCGAGGGUAUAUUAUUUCUCCAACCUCUCGUCAUUUAUAGUAAUGACGAGAGGUUGGAGCUCCGAGUGCUCAGACGUCGUGUGUGUAAAUAGCUUCGCUGUAAAUAUUGCGCCGCUCAGUGAUAAGUGCAGAUAAGUGCAAAUAAGUGCAGAUAAGUGCGGAAGCAGGACUUCUAGGACUCUUUUUUAUAUUCCAGAGUUAGAAGUUGCUCUUCAGGAUUCAAUUAAACUUUGUUACAUAUAUAAUCAUUAUUAUUAUUUAGAAGUAUUCAAUGAAUGAAUCCUGGCUCUGUGCAAGGCCAUCCCCUCAUGAGUUAUUAUAUAUGUCUGUUUGAACGGCGAGUGAGCCAGUGGAACGGGCGCGGGACUAAGCGUGCCCGUUCGGCGGCGUGCUGUAGUUGUUAAGUAAUAAAUUUUAUUCGAUGUUACUGGCGAGGUUCGACUGUUGCUGUUAGCGUCGUUCGUGUUGCGUACUACGUGGAGCCUUAUUGCGUACCUAAUCAAAUAUAUUAUUAUAUUAAGUAAGUCGCUAUUUGCAAUAUCUACGAGUAUUAUCUCUCGCUGAGGAACAGAAUUUAGUCUAAUUGGUCAUAUCCAGUUCGUUCGAUAUCAGUUAACAUAUCGACGUGACGUGUCGUGACGUGUCGUGACGUGUCGUGACGUGUCGUAACUUAUCGUGAUGUGUCGAGUGCUAUUUGUUGAAUACUGAUGCAGCUUUAAUUUUUAUCGGACUCUAUUUACCUGAAACGCCAUUCGUUCAAUGGUUUUCGUGAGCGUCUUGUGUUCUGAUUGUUCUCAUGAAAUGCACUUGAUAUAAAUGCUACAUCAUACCGGACGUGUCAACGUAAUGAAAUCGUGUACAAAUUUAUUUUAUAUUAUGAAAUUUAAUCAUUUUUUCUACGAGUUACAUAUUUAAUAAGAUUAAUAUCAGUAAUAAAAUAAUUCGCUCCCGAGCAGGCGUCAUAUCAAAGUUUUAGUCGAUAUCACGACUGUAUCGCUCGUUGAAUCAAAAGGCGUACAUACAAGUUGUGUUCAUGUAUCGCACGGAGCAACCGUUCCACGUCUGUCUCAUGCGCACUUUUGAAUCAACAGUAGCGAUUUGUCUCGGUUAGUUAUGAAAUCGUGAAACCGUGCCCUGUCCAUGUGCACGUACUCUACCCUCGUUCACUGCCUAUCACACUGCGU
Messenger RNA from Vanessa tameamea, 2889 nucleotides. RefSeq names its product histidine-rich protein PFHRP-II-like. The record is from RefSeq and is a predicted model, not a curated record. Lineage: Eukaryota; Metazoa; Arthropoda; Insecta; Lepidoptera; Nymphalidae. The coding region runs from base 111 to 1124 and encodes 337 amino acids. The transcript has 7 exons.